This is a messenger RNA of Orbilia oligospora ATCC 24927, 885 nucleotides long. RefSeq lists its product as uncharacterized. The record is from RefSeq and is a predicted model, not a curated record. Bases 1 to 885 code for a protein of 294 amino acids. Lineage: Eukaryota; Fungi; Ascomycota; Orbiliomycetes; Orbiliales; Orbiliaceae. The transcript has 3 exons.
AUGGAUUCUAGCAGGAAACCACAUGGGGUAUCGACCGGAAUCGACCUCGCGGCCUUCGAACGGGAUGGGUUUGUCAUUGUCGAUGAUGUCCUUUCUCUGGACAUGUUAGAGGCUGCCAAAGAGGCCUGCGAGAUAGCAGUAGAGAAAGGUAGAAAGGAAGAAUGGCCGCAUCGGCGAAUUGUCGGCAAAGCGUUUCCUCCAUGGCCGCCAUCGGGUCCUGAUAUCUGGGGCAUCCAACAUCUCAUGCAUCCCGAUCUCAAACUUCCUAUUUUCAAACAGAUAUAUACCGACCCAAAACUCCUUUCUACAGCCUGUGCCAUCCUCUCCUUACCCUCGGCCGAAAAUCUUCAAUUGGAGCUCUUCAAUCUUCUAAUUAACCCACACACGACUCCGUUCUCCCUACCGUACCACAGGGAUACUAUUCCUGCUGCAACCCUUCCAGAGGAAGAGGCAAAGUUGUUGACCCGGCCUCGUACCGGUACACAGUAUAAUCUGGCAUUAUAUGACGAUGCCUGUCUGAUUGUCGUCCCAGGUUCGCACAAGCGACCGAAAACGGACGAAGAGGUCACAACGCUUAAGAAGAAUGAGAAAGCGCCAUUGAAGGAUGAGAUAAGGGUAGUUUUAAAGCCUAAUCAAGCAGUGUUUUAUGAGAAUGAUAUCCUGCACCGUGCGGAGUAUGAUACUAAAAAACGAGUGACACUCCAUGGAAGCCUGGGGAAGGAAGGACAGGUUGGGAGAGCGAGAAUGGUGUUGCAACAUGGUGUUGAAUAUCUUCAAGACAAUAAUUUCGCGGAAGAAAUGGGCGACACGGGGAAGAGAAUGUGGAGAAAUCUCAUUGACGGAUACGGGAAGAGUAUCGAUAAAACGAACAUUCAUGAUAUUUAG